Molecule: messenger RNA, 722 nt
Organism: Paramecium pentaurelia
Lineage: Eukaryota; Ciliophora; Oligohymenophorea; Peniculida; Parameciidae
Source: the annotation of a GenBank genome assembly
AUGAUGAAUUAGAGAUAUAUCAUUAGAAAAAGGAGUCCACGUCCAGUAAUUAGAUUUCUGAAAUAUUGUCCUAAAUUGACACUUACUUCUCUAAUGACAAUUUAAAAUUUUUAAGGGUUUCCUUCCUCUCCUCCAAAAGUCACUUUGUCUAAUAGUAAACUACGUUAAUCCUUUAUUAUUUAAUCAAGUCCCUAAUCAUAGAUGAAAAGAUGUAAAAUCUAAGAUAAUUGUUAGAUUUGUCAGUGGAUGUUUACAGAUCAAAUCCGCCUUAAACAAUAUUAAAAUCUACACCUUUAUCAGAUAGAAAGUUUAGUUAUCUUUCCUUUUAAAGAACAACAACUGAAUAAGAAAGUCCUGCGAAAUAAUAAGAUAGCAUUUAUCAAAUUGAAUAUGCUGAUGAUACAGUUUAUUUUGGAUAAAUAAAUAUUACAAAAAGGCAUGGUAUGGGUGCUAUGUAUGAUAAAAACAAGAAUCUAAUAUAUUUGGGAUAAUGGGAUAAUGAUAAAUAUCAUGGGCUUGGAAUUUUAGUUAAGAAUGGUUUGACCUAUAAGGGUGAAUUUGUAAAUGGUGUUCUAGAAGGGUAAGUAAUAGAGGAGGGAAAUAAAUCAAAAUUUUAUGGAUAUUACAAAAAUGGAUAGAAAAAUGGACCUGGUACCUUAUAUGAACAUUCAAAAACUACAAAUGGGAUUUGGAAAAAUGAUAUUUUAGAUUAAGAAUGUUGA